Molecule: messenger RNA, 646 nt
Organism: Brassica napus (rape)
Lineage: Eukaryota; Viridiplantae; Streptophyta; Magnoliopsida; Brassicales; Brassicaceae
Product: outer envelope pore protein 16-2, chloroplastic-like
Exons: 7
Cellular component (GO): chloroplast outer membrane
Molecular function (GO): amino acid transmembrane transporter activity
Source: RefSeq, a predicted model, not a curated record
ACAGAUCAUAGGUCAGACUCCGACACGUGUGGGGGAAGCAGAGCACGUGUCAAAGGAGUUCUCAACGGCAUCGCCGACUCCUUCGUCAAAGCCGCAGGGGUUGGAGCUUUACAAGCUGUGUCCAGGGAAGCUUAUUUCACGGUGGUUGAUGGGGCAGGGUCCGACUCCAGCGAGAAUAACGGAAGCAACAAACUUAGGUUCCCUAAUCUUAGAGGGGAAAGCAGCAAAUCUCUGGAAGCAUUGGUGAAGAAUACAGGAAAAGAAUCUCUCCAAUGGGGCCUAGCAGCUGGAUUAUAUUCGGGUAUAACUUAUGGUAUGAAGGAGGCUCGCGGAGGCACACAUGAUUGGAGGAACAGCGUGGUGGCUGGAGCAUUGACAGGAGCGGCUAUGGCUGUGACGACCUCGGAGAGGACAAGCCAUGACCAAGUGGUUCAGUCUGCUCUUACAGGAGCAGCCAUUUCCGCCGCUGCUAAUCUCCUCUCCAGCGUUUUCUAAAUGUUUUUCAUUAGAGGGCUUUAUAUGUGUUAUGGCAGCUUAGCAUAAAAUAAGUCUCUCUUGUCUUUUUUAAGAAAAUUCUCUGUGGGUCUGUUACGGCUAGGCUUUAUCUGAAACUCUGAAACAACAAAUCACAUUUCCUUCCCUUCAA